UCUACAUCAUGACCGAACAACUACAAUCAAUAAAAUUUGCUUCUAAUAUUUCACUGUAUUCAUCAUGGAGAUCAAGUUGCUCCUAUCGAGUUCGUAUUUAUUUAAAUUUAAAAAGCUUGAAUUAUAGAAUAAAGCCUGUCGACUUGAUUAAAUUAUCAUCUCUUAAUAAUGCUGAAGUUCAACUUCCAAGUCCAACGAAAUUUGUACCAGCAUUAGAAAUUGACGGACAUACUUUGUUUGAAUCGAUGGCGAUCAUGCAAUACAUUGAAGAAACACGCCCACACAAUCCUCUUCUUCCAAAUAAUCCCUUAAAACGAGCUCAAGUCAGAGCAAUUUGUGAUAUGAUCGUCUCUGGCAUUCAACCAUUACAAAAUACUGGCGUACUCAAUUACAUUGGAGAUUAUCUUGGUGAAAAGGAAAAGAAAUGGUCACAACAUUGGAUUAUUAAAGGUUUUGAUGCUGUAGAGAAAGUUUUGAGAGAAACUUCUGGAAAAUAUUGCGUGGGAGAUGAAAUAACAUUAGCAGAUUGUUGUUUAAUUCCACAAGUCUUUAAUGCAAGACGUUUUCAUGUUGAUUUAAAAUCUUAUCCAAUCAUUCUUCGCAUUGAUAGACAUUUGCAUAGUCAUCCAGCAUUUAGAAAAGCACAUCCCAUGAUGCAAGAUGAUUUCCCUUCUGAAAUGUUGACUGAUCCAAACUUCUUUAAAGCGAAACUUUAAUUAUUUUAUUAAUAUUC
Messenger RNA from Clunio marinus, 733 nucleotides. Lineage: Eukaryota; Metazoa; Arthropoda; Insecta; Diptera; Chironomidae. The record is from the annotation of a GenBank genome assembly.